Sinocyclocheilus grahami is the source of this 2383-nucleotide messenger RNA. RefSeq names its product leukemia inhibitory factor receptor-like. NCBI's taxonomy places the organism in Eukaryota, Metazoa, Chordata, Actinopteri, Cypriniformes, Cyprinidae. The record is from RefSeq and is a predicted model, not a curated record. The transcript is spliced from 15 exons. The coding region runs from base 176 to 2383 and encodes 735 amino acids. Gene Ontology annotation, molecular function: protein binding.
GAGUUUACAUCCACCAAAAUGAAUCUCCAUUGGACAAAGAUGCUUACAGUUUUCAUCCUGUUUGAAAAUGCUAUAGGCUGGAAUUCUUCUUCAGAUACUGUCAGUGUGCCAGACAUUAUUAAUCUUCAGGCUUUGGACAUGUGGAGACUGGAGAUGGAGUGGAUGAUGAAUCAGAAUGAAGAACGGAGAAAUCAAACCUAUGAAAUACAAGUUGGACGCACAACAAACAUGGAUAUUGUCGACAGCGUACGCAAAACACAUAAUUCCUCAGCUCCUAUCACGUUAUCGCCUGAUUUCUGAAUUUUGCACUAACUGUUUACAGUCUUGUCCACAGAUGAACAUAAGCAGAGGAUCACUGGAAGCAGUUCACACACUGGUUUGGACUUCACAGCUCCCGCUGAACUGUGUCGAUCACUCUGUUAGAAUAAGACUCAUCUCUGAGGCUUCACCAUCCAGCUCUUGGAGUUCAUGGAAAACCAUCUAUGGGGAGAUGAACUUAGCCCACAAUCAAAUCAGGAUGUUUCCAGAUGACCAGGUGCUUCAGGAGGGAUCCACGAUGAUGUUCUGCUGCAUUUAUCCCACAGAGACACACAUCACCUCUAUGUUCUUCAGCAACACUCCCUAUAAAGUCAUCAACAUAAGCCCACGGGUCAAAGCCAUUCGAGUGGAAAACAUCAAAGCCACAAAUUCAUUCGGUGUCAACUUCUACUGCGAUAGGAACAGUGAUGUAGUAUAUAACUUUGUCACCUUUCCUCCAGAGAAACCAUUCGAUUUUAGAUGUGAGACUGAAGACAUGAGACUCGUUGUCUGCUCGUGGGAAAUACACAGAGCUCCUAACCUAGAAGGCGACCAGAGAAGGCAGUACACAUUACUAAUCAGUGACUCAAAGGCUGUCGGCUGUAAUGUGGAGAGCACAGAUCAUGCAUCCUGUGGUUUUGAUGUCAUCCAACAGCAGAUCACCUACAACACCACAUUACUUGUGACAAAUAGUUUGGGGCAAGAGAGUGAGACCUACGUAUUCAAUAUCACAGACAGAGUUUUUCCAGUCCCUGAGCAUCCUGAAGUGACAGCAGGCGUGUUUGAUUCAUUGGUGAUCUUGCAGCUGAAUGGGUGUUUCAAAGGACUUCUGCUGAUUUGCCAGAUUGAACUUGAACCAGAAGGGAUAAAACAGGUUUUAGAUCAGAAUGGAUCUGACUCAAUGCAGUAUUACGCAUUCAAACUACAGCACCUGAAGCCCAGCACGGAGUACUCCAUUAGAGGGCGCUGUGCAGUACAGGGGAACGACUGGGGCCGAUGGACAACACAAAGACUAUUCAUCACAGAGCCUCUAGUGACCAUAGAUCUGUGGAGACAAAUCAGGGACCAUCCCAAUCGCACCGUCACACUGCUGUGGAAAACAGUCAGCAGUGACUCCGAGUUAUAUAUUGAAGCCUAUGAGGUGUGUGUGAGCUACAGAAACACAGAGAGGAGCGUGUGCAUGAACAUCACACAGACGCAGGUGGAACUAACCAGAGAUGUCAAUAUGAGUGACAUCACCGUGAGGGCCGUCAUUCAGUCUGGCUUGUCUGAACCAGCCCACAUCACUCUUCCUUUAGCAUACAGCAUGCCGGGGGAGAAGAGGAUUAUGGGUAAUGAAAAGGGAUUCCAGCUGACCUGGACGAGGGACUCAACCACCACGUGUGAUUAUAUUGUAGAGUGGUGCAUGCUGGGUAUUGCACUCCCCUGCAACUUACAGUGGAGAAAAGUCCCAGCUAAUCAGAGCUCCUUAAACCUGAACGCAGGAGACUUUAAAGCAGGAGUUCUAUAUGAAUUUGAAAUCCACGGGUGUAGCGCUGAGGGACAUCGACGCCAUGAGAAACAGAUCGGAUACUUAAAAGAACAGAAGCCCACGCAGCGCCCUACACUGGACUCUAGCCCAAAUCUAACAUGGUCAUCUGUAAACCUGAAAUGGAGUUUCAAUGAGAAGGAUCCGAGUCACGCUGGAUUCAUCACAGGAUAUGUGAUUAUAGUACAAGACCAUUCAGAGGCCGGCGCCGAUCUCAGUUCCUUCAGACAGUCAGUGGACGAUCCUCACAGCAAGUCCUGGACAGUCAGUGGUCUUGAGGAGGACCGGCCGUACACAUUUCAGCUGGCAGCAUGUACAUCUGCAGGCUGCGGACCGGAAACCACCGCCAUCUUCAGAACCAGAAAGAACUUGUACCUGCUGACGGUCAAGGUUCUGGUUCCUCUCGUGGUUUUGCUCGGUUGUUGUGUUUGUCUGUGGUCGUACAGAAACCUGAUAAGAGGAUUUCCAGAAGAAUCGUUCGGCUUUCUGCACGUAAAAGCACUGGACCUGGAUGAAGAUCUUUAUGAAGUAAUUCAUUACAUUGAUGCUGUACAAUAA